Messenger RNA from Syzygium oleosum, 798 nucleotides. Its product is annotated as remorin-like. Bases 107 to 589 code for a protein of 160 amino acids. The record is from RefSeq and is a predicted model, not a curated record. The transcript is spliced from 5 exons. Lineage: Eukaryota; Viridiplantae; Streptophyta; Magnoliopsida; Myrtales; Myrtaceae.
UCUGUGCAAAGCCACUACACUAUAAAUAAGAGGGUUAGGCUCAAUUCACUUGCGAAUCAUCAAAACGGUUUGGAGUCAAAAACUCUGAGAAGUUGAUAGUUAAGGCAUGAGGCGAGGGAUCACGGUCGCAGAAGAGAAGAGCAAUGAGUCCACUGCUCUCGUUGCUGCUCCAAAGGCAUCGGGUACAGCGCGGAAUAAAGGUUCAGGUGGAUCAGUCGACCGGGACCUUGCGCUAGCAGAAGUUGAGAAGGAAAAGAAAUUGACAUUCAUAAAGGCAUGGGAAGAGAGUGAAAAGACAAAGGCAGACAACAAGGCACAGAAAAAGAUGUCUACAACUACUUCUUGGGAAAACAGCAAGACGGCUGCUAAAGAAGCCGAAUUGCGAAAAACAGAGGAACAACUAGAGAAGAAGAAGGCAGAAUACGGGGAAAAAAUGAAAAACAAGGUAGCAUUAAUUCACAAGCAAGCAGAAGAAAAGAGGGCAAUAAUUCAAGCAAAACGAGGUGAAGAAAUUCUCAAAGCAGAGGAAGUGGCUGCAAAAUACCGUGCUACUGGGCACAUGCCGAAGAAGUUCCUCGGGUGUUUCUGAAAAUCGUUGAUCUUGGACUGACCAGAAGGCAAUAAUACUUAAAAGCAAGAUGACCAUCGAAAUUGUUUCUGUUGUUUCAUGCUGUUAGUGUGUGAACCUUGUUGAAAAGGGAAGAUUACUGUCUGUCGUUUGUGCUUCCAUGACGAAGGGCUUGUUUGCCAUGUGAUAUCUGAAGUUCUUAAAUGGUUGUGACUGAUCUUUACCUGUUA